GGCGCUUCGGACACCAGUCAACCAUCUGACUAUUUUGCUAACCACCCCCUCUCCUAAUUUUGUUAUUGUCUUGCUAUUAUUCUUUAGCGAACUAACAAAUAUCUAUUUGAUAUAUUAAACGACAAAAAUAAUUAAUACAGUUUAAAAUAUGUGUUUAAAUGUUGUCUUUAUUGAUUAAAAUUACAGCAUCAAACAUAAUUGUGAGGGUCUUGGAAAAUGACUUGUUAAUCUUUGGAGGUUAUAGAGAUUACUGUUUGUUUGAGUUUGUAUAAUCAUUGUGUCUGUUUUAUAAGUUGGAAUGGGACAAAAUCAGUCGGGUAGUGGAGGAUCUGGAGGUGAUAAAAAGGAUGAUAAAGAUAAGAAGAAGAAAUACGAACCACCAAUUCCCACGCGAGUUGGUAAAAAGAAAAAGAGAACCAAGGGACCUGAUGCUGCUACGAAAUUGCCUCAGGUAACACCUCAUACGAAAUGUCGUUUGAAACUCUUAAAAUUGGAAAGAAUAAAGGAUUAUCUUUUAAUGGAAGAAGAAUUUAUCAGGAACCAAGAACGUUUAAAACCCCAAGAAGAAAAAAAUGAAGAAGAAAGGUCCAAAGUUGAUGACCUUAGGGGUACACCCAUGUCAGUUGGUAAUUUAGAAGAAAUUAUUGAUGAUAAUCAUGCCAUUGUUUCAACUUCAGUUGGAUCUGAACAUUAUGUAAGCAUUCUUUCUUUUGUCGACAAAGAUCAAUUGGAACCAGGCUGUUCUGUUCUUUUAAAUCACAAAGUUCAUGCUGUAGUAGGUGUUCUUUCAGAUGACACAGAUCCCAUGGUUACUGUAAUGAAGCUAGAGAAAGCACCUCAGGAAACAUAUGCAGAUAUUGGAGGUUUAGAUACACAGAUUCAAGAAAUCAAAGAAUCUGUAGAAUUACCUCUUACCCACCCUGAAUAUUACGAAGAAAUGGGUAUUAAACCACCUAAAGGUGUAAUAUUAUAUGGACCCCCUGGGACAGGGAAGACUUUGCUAGCUAAAGCAGUUGCCAAUCAAACUUCAGCCACAUUUUUAAGAGUUGUUGGUUCUGAACUUAUUCAAAAGUAUCUUGGUGAUGGUCCUAAACUUGUUCGAGAGCUUUUUAGGGUUGCUGAGGAACAUGCUCCAUCAAUAGUAUUUAUUGAUGAGAUUGAUGCUGUUGGUACCAAAAGAUACGAUUCCAAUUCUGGAGGUGAGCGUGAAAUUCAGCGUACUAUGUUGGAACUUCUGAAUCAACUUGAUGGUUUUGAUAGUCGUGGAGAUGUGAAGGUGGUUAUGGCAACAAACAGGAUUGAAACUCUAGACCCAGCCCUUAUUAGGCCUGGUCGUAUUGACAGAAAAAUAGAAUUCCCUCUACCCGAUGAAAAAACUAAAAAGCGAAUAUUUAACAUUCACACUAGCCGCAUGACACUUGCUGAUGAUGUGAACUUGUCUGAGUUGAUUAUGGCUAAGGAUGAUUUAUCAGGUGCAGAUAUCAAGGCCAUCUGUACAGAAGCUGGUCUAAUGGCUUUAAGAGAGCGUAGGAUGAAAGUAAAUAAUGAAGAUUUCAAGAAAUCUAAAGAGAGCGUCCUUUAUCGUAAAAAAGAAGGAACUCCUGAAGGGUUAUAUCUUUAAUGUUUUAUCAUUUAUUUUUAUUUUCAACAAUAAUUUAAUUAAAGUGCUUUUUGUUAAUCUAUAAUUAAAGUAUAGUGUAACAAUUAAAAUAAAUCAUAAUUUUUUCACAUGUACUAUUAUUUAUU
Molecule: messenger RNA, 1746 nt
Organism: Nezara viridula (southern green stink bug)
Lineage: Eukaryota; Metazoa; Arthropoda; Insecta; Hemiptera; Pentatomidae
Source: the annotation of a GenBank genome assembly